AUGGAGGAUCUACUGGGGCUGCUUCACUUCCGGGACUUCGCGACUCUCUUGCAGCUGCAACAACAGCAGCAACAACGAGGGCAGCAGCAGCCAAGCCAGCAGCUGCAGCGGUUCCCUGCCAAGCAGCUUAUUAGCUGUUGCCUCCCGGUGCUGCUGCAGCUGCAUGAUUCUUAUUCUUCUCCCUGCAAUAGCCUCAAGGUAUUGGUUUCUCAGUUUUCUACUCGGGAAGUUGAUGCCUCCAGGCGCCUACACCGCUUAGCAGCACCAGCAGCUGCUGCUGGUGCAGCAGCUGCUGCACCAGCAGUAACAGCAGCAACAACAGUCACAUCAGCAACAGCGGAGACAACGAAGGCAGUAACUGCAGCAACAGCAGCAACUACUGACGAUGAGGUCGCAACAACAGAGGGGGACCUUGCAGGUUCUGCGCAGCAGCACAAAAUGAGUUGUUUGUGGGAGGUAGGGGGACCGUUGGGCCCCACUGAUGAAGCCGUAAGCGAGCAGGCUCUGGGUGCUGUCUUGAACCGGUUUAAGGCGGACACUUCUGCAUUUGCUGCUGCUGCUUCUGCUGCUGCUGGACCUUGUGCUGCAACUGCAGGGCCAGCAGAAACUGGCAUUGUUGCAGCGGGAAUAAAAGUCUGGGGCCCAUUUCUGCCGCUGCUGCUGCCUAUUUUGUAUCCUUUGCUGCCAUCAAGCAUCUCGGAACAGUCUGAUGCUGAAGGUGUGCAUGGGCGGCAGGACCAAGGGCAGCAGACAUCCAGGCAAGAGAGGCCCCAGGGGGCCCCAAGUAUACCACACUCUGUAAAGGGGCCCCUAGCAGAGGAAACUGCGAGUGCUACUGCUGCCCCCGUUGCAGCACUGGCUUUAGUUUCAGCUCCUGGAGGAACAAAGCAAGAGGCCAGCGCCGCCGCUGCAGCAACUGUAUCAGCAACAGCACCUGCAGCGCCGUCAUCAACAACACGAGCAGGAGCACUUGCAACAGCAGAAGUAACAGCUACACGGAGGGCAGCAUUAUGUCUUUGUGCAGCAGCACUUAUGUGGUGGGGACGGCAGAAGCUGGGGGGCCCUACAGCAGAGGCAGAAGAGCAUGCCCGUGUGCUGCUGCUGGGGCCCGCUUUUGCCGAUGCCGAACUUGCUCUUGCCAAGCCCUUCCUGUCUCUGAUUUUAAACAGCCCCACAACACAAGACGCUCUUACAGCCUGUGUAUUUCUGUUUGGUGCAAGUAGAAUCGCUUGUAUAUGGCUUCUAUGGCGUUAUUAG
Messenger RNA from Eimeria maxima, 1257 nucleotides. RefSeq lists its product as hypothetical. The record is from RefSeq and is a predicted model, not a curated record. Bases 1 to 1257 code for a protein of 418 amino acids. Lineage: Eukaryota; Apicomplexa; Conoidasida; Eucoccidiorida; Eimeriidae. The transcript is spliced from 2 exons.